GCGUAGAAGAUUUGCGCGUUCUGAUCCUCGGACCUCGAGAAAUAUCCCUGCGCUGGCGCCUUGGCGACACCGCGCUGGACACUCUGGAGCAGAUGGGCAGAAGGAAGACAACCAGUGGACGGGAACGCAGACGCCUUGGUGGCGGCGGUAUGUCGGACAGUGGGUACGCCCUCAGUGACGACGACGUGGCCACUGAAGAGCUGAGGGAACAUGUCCACUUCUCU
Molecule: messenger RNA, 224 nt
Organism: Dibothriocephalus latus
Lineage: Eukaryota; Metazoa; Platyhelminthes; Cestoda; Diphyllobothriidea; Diphyllobothriidae
Source: the annotation of a GenBank genome assembly